Trematosphaeria pertusa is the source of this 2772-nucleotide messenger RNA. RefSeq lists its product as uncharacterized. Gene Ontology annotation, molecular function: ATP binding; protein kinase activity. The record is from RefSeq and is a predicted model, not a curated record. The coding region runs from base 48 to 2561 and encodes 837 amino acids. The transcript has 2 exons. Gene Ontology annotation, biological process: protein phosphorylation. NCBI's taxonomy places the organism in Eukaryota, Fungi, Ascomycota, Dothideomycetes, Pleosporales, Trematosphaeriaceae.
CCAUCUCUCCCGCAUACGCAUCAGUCCAGCAACUCCUCAACGCCAACAUGGAGGACCGGCCCGAUUAUGAAAAGCUCUUUCUUGAAGAACGACGCAGACGCGAGGCUGCAGAGAGCGCGCGCGAGGAAGAACGACGCGUACGCGAGGCUGCAGAGAGCGCGCAGCAGGCUGCAGAGAGCGCGCGCGAGGAAGAACGACGCGGACGCGAGGCUGCAGAGAGCGCGCAGCAGGCUGCAGAGAGCGCGCGCGAGGAAGAACGACGCGGACGCGAGGCUGCAGAGAGCGCGCAGCAGGCUGCAGAGAGCGCGCAGCAGGCUGCAGAGCGGAAACUUCGCAAGACAACUCUCCCCGAGUUCCUCAACGCAUGCCACAAACACCUCCAUUUAGGGCUCACCGUCCAGGCCAACUCGAAGUUAUCGACGCAAGGCAACCCCGCGAACGCAAAUAAUAAGACUCGACCCGAACGGAUCCUUGAAUGGGAAGAUUUCUCAGUACAACAGGAAGCGAUAUGGAAUGUUCUUAUGGAUUCCGAUUUUGUUUCGGGGCGGCACUUUACCUCGAAGCAUACCGUGAAAGAGUCUGGCGAAGAGAUCCGGGAAAGGCGGAUGGGUUCUGAGCAGGAUCUGCACGUCUUCCUGCGUACCACUUGCGAGAACCAAGUAUCGGCCAUCAUCAAACAACUAUACGGCGACAGUGCAUUACGACAGAAAUUCGGACUCAAGGGUUCUGUCAAGUUUGAGAAUCAUGCCAACACGCUCAGCCCGGAAUUGCAACUGGAGGAAGGCAUGGAACAAAUGACGGUGUCAGGGACUCGGCUAGAGGCUAAGGCCAAGGGAGUCCAGUCGUCCGACUCGAUGGACGCCACGGAACCAGCAGCCGCAGGUCGCGCAGGGACGUCACUGUACCUCCCUCGUGCCGAUCAGUUCUGCGUCUAUAACACCAGCACUCGCGAGACCGAGACCAGCACUCGCGAGACCGAGACCAGCACUCGCGAGACCGAGACCAGCACUCGCGAGCCCGAGACCAGCACUCGCGAGCCCGAGAGUCACAUUGCGGCCUUCAUCAUGGAAUACAAGGCACCGCACAAGUUGAAGCUCGGUUAUAUCUAUGAGGGCCUGGGGGAAAUGGAACUCAAAGACGUGAUUCCGCGUCGCGAAACUGAGUCUUCGAAGGACCGCUUUCGCCGACUGGUCGCUGCCGUUAUCACACAGGCGUUUUCGUACAUGGUUGCGAUUGGGGUCGAGUAUGGUUGCGUGUGCACCGGCGAGGCAUCUAUCUUCCUACGGGUGCCGGAUGACCCCAAGACAGUUUACUACUACUUGUCUGUCCCUAAGGGCGACGUCGGGAAAACUACGGGAUGGACACCAAACUCUCAAGAGCCGAAUCGCCUACACCUGACCGCCAUGGGGCAGAUGCUAGCUUUCACCCUGCAGGCGCUGAAGGUGCCGCAACGCAGCCUCGAGUGGCGGGCCGAGGCCGCCGCUCAACUAAACACCUGGACGGUCAUGUACGAAGACCUGCUGCAUAAAAUCCCUCCACGAGACGCACCGUCAUCCGAGUACCGACCGCCUCGGGACGACCGUUUACUUCGCAUAUCUCCUAUCCGUCUCCGACCAAGACCGGUUCAAACCGGCUCUCCCAGCUGCCGGGAAACACCGGACCAACAUGAAGACAGUAGUGACGAGGAGCCUGAUCCGGACACUCCGAGCCGACAGCCAUCCUUGCCCCAGCCUAUGGCUCGCACCCAUGCGCCCACCGGCAGCUCCUCGCCCAGCCGUAGUUCCCAGGGAGGAUCGCAGAGUGGACAGUAUUGCACUCAAAAGUGCGUGCUUGGGUUAGUUGAAGGGGGUCCGCUCGAUACGUCCUGUCCGAAUGUGCGAGAUCAUGGUGACAGCCGUCAUCGAAUUAAUCUACGUACCUUCCUUGCUCUCAUUCGCGGGCAACUCGCGGAGGAUCUGGAUAUCGACUGCAAGCCUGUGGGCCGUCCUGGGUCAUGUGGUGUCCAUUUCUGGGUCAGGCUGAAGUCACAUGGAUACGUCGUAGCUGCCAAAGCCACCCCUGUCUACUUCGCCCAACGCCUCAAACGAGAAGCUACUAUCUAUCGACGCCUACGUCGACUCCAGGGCAUCCACGUACCAGUUUAUUUGGGCGACAUAGCCCUAGCGAGACCCUAUUUAUACGAGGGCAUUGUUUGGCUCACCCACAUGAUGUUCCUCAGUUUCGGGGGGAGGCGGAUCUCUCAGCAUCUCACCGCUGAGAAUUGGGCAGAGGUUAAUCAGCUGGUCGACUUGUCCGCGCAAGCCAUUCACAAGCUUGGGGUCUUGCAUAACGACCUUGAACCCCGCAAUAUACUGUGGAAUAAGGAGACUAAACACGCUAUGGUGAUUGAUUUCGAGAGGGCGGAGGUUGUCAAGCGGCGAACCGUACUCGAUGUACCCUCACCAAACGGGGGGGGGAAGAGAGGUUCUGAGGCAAGCAUGGCUGAGCAGGAAGAGGAUGAUGUGUUUGCGAUGGAAAGACGGGGAGCAGCUAUUGAAUUGGAGGGGUUGGCCGUAUUUUAACGGUCGUAUCUCCGGAACUAGGAACCCCGUGGUGCUGCUGUAUUGGUACGAGGGUAUAUUAUCUCUCCACGCCGCCGUCCGCUUUAGGUAGUGUUGGCACUGAGUACGAAUUCUAGUCCUAGAGCGGCGUAGCUACGCAUGUCAGGGAAAGGCGUAAGGGCCGGGAUGUAGAAAAUAACAUGGUAUCUCUCCGAGUCGAUGUAGAGUGCAC